AAACCUUUCUAGGUAAACAUGUAAUAAUCGAUAGCUAUGCUAUAAAAUGUCGAUAGCGUCUACUUUGAAGCCGGAACUAGCGGAGGCUCUUCAGGCGCUGUUCAAGAAGCUCGACCCCAAAGAAAGUGGAUCGAUCCGACUAUCGAAGUUGAAAGAGAACUGGAACGGAAGCAAUGACUCACAAACAGCCAAUCAUUUAGACACCAGUCGAGUUAUAGAAUCGGUUGAAAAGUUCGCAGUUAAUGGAAGUCUUAGUUAUGAAAGGCUUUGUUGUGGCAUUAAACUGUCGCUCAUUGAUGACUAUAGCUCAGCGCGAGACUCCGAUGACGAUACUAGCUCAAAGGUCUUUGAAAACACAAGAACGACAAAUGGGAGCAAUCGAGAAGUUAUCAGUAAACGUGACAAUAAAUCGAAUCACAAAGUGGAAUGUGAAAAGAGUUUUAAGUCAUCAGAUCGAAGUCAUCGAGAGGAUGAAGGUAAAACAAAUGAUCUCAAACUUCCGAAUGAGCGAAAGGUAGAGACUCCGAAAGGUGAAAAUGGAUCCGCCGGCGAAGGAAGUCGUGACCUGUUCUCAGUGGCUUCGAAGUACAAUAUCAAUUUCACACCAAGGUGCAAUUCCAUGCAAUAUGAAUCGGGAUAUUCGACUGUGGUAACCACAACACCUUCCGACUUAACAAGCACACCCUUGAACAAGCCGAAAACUUCAACUAGCGAAGCGAACACACAAGUCAGUCACAAUUCUGAGAAGCUGGACGAUACCUCAGAAAACUUAAAAUUAGACCUGGCUAGCUUAAACUUAAAUGACUCGAAAUUAUCGACCAAAACUGAGCAGAAGUCAAAAGCAAGUUUUGUGUACGAGGAUUUGAAGUUUUCAUCGAGACAAAAUGGAAAGAAGGAAACGGAGGUUAGUCUCUAUUCUGUAAGUGACAAGAGUCUUCUGUCACAGAGUAUGUUGGAUACCUUUGGAUACCAUCCUCCGCCUGAAAUUUCUCCUGUCGAGAUCAGACUGCCUUCGUAUGCUUUGCCGAGUACGUUGUCUACUGCUAUUAGUGGCUUCGAUAGUGAACACCAAAAUGUGAAAAAAAGAAAACCAUUUUCUGGGUCUAAUUCAGAAGCCCUUAAUGGCAGUACAAAUGGAUCUAAAUCUCGAAGUGAACUCAACUUCUCAAAGACGGAAGAAAGUUCGCUGUUGAGAGUUUAUGAAACUGAAAGCAUAGAAAAAUCUAAAAGUUAUUCAGAUAAUCGUUCAGAGAACAGAAGUUACCGCGACAAUGGAAAUGGCGAUAGCUCCAUGACUCAGUUCAGGCAAAACAAGUCUUCUAAAGAAAUGGACAGCGGAAAUUUACAUUCAGAUAAGUCGUAUUUCGACCGACCAAAGUCAGCUUUAUCGCAAGCAUCUACGUACAGCGUUUUUUCUGUUUCAAAAUCUCCGAUUCCGCCCUUAACUAGAGGAGCCUACUAUGAAAUUGACGACAAUUACGAGGAAGAAAACUUUUCAGCUCACGCUGAAAAAGACAAAGUUGAGUCUGUUGAAAACGGGGUACGAAAUGAUUAUAAUUCUGAGUAUACUUCGAAAAAUUAUGGUUUCAACUGCGAAACUAGUAAUGUGUAUGAGUCGCCUUCGAAGUCAAUGGGAGAUUCUCUGUACAGGACAGUUCCGGUUUUUGAGUCUACGGGAUUGAGUUGGUCUCCGAAACCAAGUAGUGUUGAUGUGAGUAGGAGUUCGGGGAAAGUGAGAAAUGGAAAACAUGAAGUGUCUUUCUGUGAUGAGAAAUCGAGUUCGACAGCAAAAGCGCAAAUUAAUGGGUGCAGUUUUAGCCAAUCGUCGAAAGGUCAUGAUCAAACUGAAUUCUCUACAUCUUCAAGUGGAUAUGGUAUGAGUGAGGCCGCCAGAAUGAAGACAAACCAAUCCACGAGUCCGCUACCCAGAUCUGGAGUGCUCGCUUCAUCCAGCAGUGUUGCAGAUAAUGCAGAGAAGAUGGACAAAAUGUUGGACCAGGCACUGCGUGCAGUGAACGAGAGCUACAGACUCAUUCGCAUUGGGAAGAAACAAUUGAGGAACAACUCGAACUCUUCCUCAGAAGGGGGAGGGGGAGGGGGAGGUAUGGAAAGUGGGUCCCAUUCGCCGCUCCCGGGGGGAAGUGAGAAGUAUCUGAGGUUGAUGAACUGUGUGUUGGAUCUGCAUAAGUCUCUGUUGGAUCUGAUCGACACACAUGAUGACUCAACGCCUGCGGAUUUGGCCGAUGGAGAAGACUCCUGCAGUCAAUGUGGAGUAUGUGCUACGUGUCAACACAACCUACAGACGUUCCAUCUGGCUGCAGAUCAGCUUAGCCGAAGUCAAUCUCUCCAGCAGAGAAAUGGCUCAAGUUAUUCGGAGUCAAGAGGCCGCCAGACAGAUUCGAAUGUAGACUACUGCGAAGUUUCUGAAAGGAGUUUCUACCAAAAAAAUGAAAAUAGUCACAGUAAAAAGACAUCAACGGAUCUCAACAUGAGCAAAGCCACAAGUCGGUCAUCACUCAGAGCAAAUGACGUCACUCAAUGAGUCAUCCUUUUUCUCGUCAGAGCAGAACGGAAACUUUGGAUUAUUCCGAAAAAUACCAAAUUUAUCAAAAAUGACUAAAUUGAUUCUAUUCUUGCCUUAAGAUUGUCUGCAUUUGUUGAUAAUGUUGUUUUGUGUUCAGUAGUUUAACUAACAAAUCAAGUAGUUCAAAUUUUCUUUGUACUAACUAACUAUUAUAUUUCCAAGACUUGUGAAUAAGUUUGUAAAAUUGUAAAUAGUUGUCUUUGAGCAAUUGAAUU
Messenger RNA from Symsagittifera roscoffensis, 2799 nucleotides. RefSeq names its product SUN domain-containing protein 2-like. The transcript is spliced from 6 exons. The record is from RefSeq and is a predicted model, not a curated record. The coding region runs from base 47 to 2542 and encodes 831 amino acids. NCBI's taxonomy places the organism in Eukaryota, Metazoa, Xenacoelomorpha, Acoela, Convolutidae.